Molecule: messenger RNA, 547 nt
Organism: Maniola jurtina (meadow brown)
Lineage: Eukaryota; Metazoa; Arthropoda; Insecta; Lepidoptera; Nymphalidae
Product: shematrin-like protein 2
Exons: 2
Coding region: 45-485 (146 amino acids)
Source: RefSeq, a predicted model, not a curated record
UCUACUUACGAGUUAUCCACUUGUCACCCGCACAAACCUACAACAUGAAAACUUUCAUCGUAGUGUUCGCCCUGGUGGCCUGCGCCGCGGCCGGCAGCGACGACAGCCAGAAGCGCGACAAGAGAGGCUACCUCAGCGGUGGGCUCGGCGGUAUCGGUGGCUACAGCGGUGGCUACGGCGGCGGAUACGGUGGUGGAUACGGCGGCGGUAUCGGAGGCUACUCCGGAGGAUACUCCGCCCCCGCUGUCCGAGUCGUCAGAGUCAACCAAGUAGUCAACAGCGCCCGCGUCGUCGACGUUCCACAGGUGGUCAAUGUACGCAAGGUUGUCUCCGUGCCCCAAGUGGUGUCAGUGAACAAGCUGGUCGCCGCACCCAGCUACAGCGGCGGCUACAGCAGCGGCCUGGGCUACAGCGGUCUCGGCGGAGGCUACAGCGGCGGCUACGGCAGCGGCUACGGCUCGGGAUACUCCAGCGGCUGGUGGUGAACAAUGACAAACUAGAAACCUCAAAGCAUCUGUGAUUUUUCUCCUUUUAGUUUAUUUUAACU